UACUGCAGGUAUUUUUUUUGUUUUAGCCUACACUGGACUAUUUUAUUUUGUUUUUCAAAUCUAACCAAAUCUUCCGAAUUGUUUCUUUCUCAAAGGUGCAACAAUGUCUGAUGAUGAUUACACGCCACCCCCGAUUGCCCCCAAGGUAGAGGGAAAGCCCAAAAGCAAGAUUUCAGCCUCCCGGAGGCUUUCAUUGAAGAUCCUCCUGCUGACUCGUGCAACAGAACAUCUGGAGGCAGAGAAGGCUGCGAGAGAGGAACAGAAGGUCCGAUACUUGGGAGAGAAGCUUCCACCGCUGCAGUUCAUUGGUUUGAACAUGGAUGAGCUGCAGGUACUUUGUAAGCAGAUUCAUGAAAAGAUUGAUAAGGUGGAUGAGGAUCGGUACGACUGUGAGGCCAAAGUCAUCAAGAACUACAAAGAUAUCACCGAAUUGAAUCGAAAGGUGCAGGACCUCGGAGGGAAGUUCAAGAAGCCAGCUCUGAGAAAGGUGAGAGUGUCAGCAGACGAGAUGCUGAAAGCUCUCUUUGGAUCCAAAGUCAAGGGCUCCAUGGACCUAAGGGCAAACCUCAAGUCUGUAAAGAAAGAGGACACCAAACAAGAGAAGGAGCUGACCAACGAGGUGGGUGAUUGGCGUAAAAACGUGGAGGCCAUGUCUGACAUGAAGGGCAGGAAGAAGAUGUUUGAUGCAUGAUGAAAAUUGGUACAAUAAAUAAUUAAUACAUAAUGUAACAAAAAAAAAUGCUGCCGCUGUUUGGCAGAAGUGUAAUAAUAUGCAUGAUUUUCAAGAUGUAGUUUGUAGUUUUUAUUUUAAUCUGAAGUAGACCAUUUGUAAAAUAGCGUUGUGAAUACUCAGUAUAUUAAUGCCUAAUAAUG
Molecule: messenger RNA, 873 nt
Organism: Cottoperca gobio
Lineage: Eukaryota; Metazoa; Chordata; Actinopteri; Perciformes; Bovichtidae
Gene: tnni1c
Product: troponin I, skeletal, slow c
Exons: 8
Coding region: 104-691 (195 amino acids)
Biological process (GO): skeletal muscle contraction; cardiac muscle contraction
Cellular component (GO): troponin complex
Source: RefSeq, a predicted model, not a curated record